AUGGAUGCCAUAGAAAGCGCAAACACAGACGCCAUGAACGGCCCAAGUCCUCAGGAUAGUGGCGACUCGAGAUUCCAGACGGACAACACCAUGUCAAGAAAGCCACAGCCUAAACAGCAAUUAUCCAAAGCAAUGGAACAUAUGCGCUUCGCAGUCACAGUCGAUCCUAUACCGCAUACUUCGACUUCCACGCCACCGCCAGAAGCCUCCGAUGCCGCAUCUCCACCCACGCAACAAGGCCCCGAGAACGACGCUUACGGAGUACCUGCUUCUCUACAGCCUGUCCGCGCACCACCCUCUCGCUCCCACGACCCUGGCAACAACCAAAAGCGCAGUGAUCCUUUCGCAUUCGGCUCGCGCUACCUCGAGGAAGGCGACAACAUCUUCGAAUUCAAUGCCUGGGACCACGUAACCGUCGACUCCAACUACCUUGCCUUCUCCGAAGAACAAUAUUCCAAACAACGGCAAGAGCCCGUCUCCGAGUUUGAUCGCAAACGUUACAACGACCAGCCCGAGAAAUGGUGGAACCAAUUCUACAAGAACAACAAGACAAAUUUCUUCAAGAACCGCAAAUGGCUGGCGCAGGAAUUCCCGAUACUAGAGGAACUGGGUGCAGAAGACGGACCCGAGGCUACCUUGUUGGAAGUUGGCGCUGGAGCGGGCAACAGUGCGUUUCCCAUCUUGCAGAGGAGCCAAAACAAGAGGCUGAAGAUACACGCAUGCGAUUUCUCCAAAAAGGCAGUCGAGCUUAUACGUAACCACGAACUCUACGACCCGGAACGCAUACAAGCCGACGUAUGGGACGUAGCCGCAUCGCCCGACUCUGAAAACGGCGGUCUCCCUCCAGGGCUCACAGAAGGCAGCGUGGAUGUCGUACUCAUGAUAUUCAUCUUCAGUGCCCUAAAUCCCAAGCAAUGGGACCAAGCCGUCCGCAAUAUCUGGAGGGUCCUCAAGCCAGGCGGCCAGGUCCUGUUCCGCGACUACGGACGCGGCGAUCUAGCUCAGGUCCGCUUCAAAAAAGGCCGGUACAUGGAAGAAAACUUCUACGUCCGCGGCGACGGCACGCGAGUCUACUUCUUCGAGCAGUCUGAGCUCGAGGACAUUUGGGGUGGAGCAGCCAGGAAACGCGAUACGACGGUUGGCAAUGUGGCGGAUACAACAAUAUCCCAGACAGAGGCUGAGGGCGUCAUCGCGGAUAAGAUUGAGAGUCUGUCACUUCAUGAUCCGGAUUCGCAGACGAGAGAGCAGAGUCAUGAUGACGUUAAUGAUCCCGAGACCCCCAGACCGGGUUUUGAGGUUGCGCACAUUGGCGUUGAUAGACGUAUGCUGGUGAAUAGGCAGAGGAGGUUGAAAAUGUAUAGGUGUUGGAUGCAGGCUGUGUUUCGCAAGGCGGGCAUGGAGAGUGAGGUGCCGACAAGUACGUUGAGGCAGGAUAAGGAGGAGGAGGAGGAGGGUGGGGAAGGUGUAGCGGAUGAACAAGGAGAGAGCCAGGUGAGCAAAGAGGACGCCGUGGAAGGAGGGGGCGUCAAGGUCUGA
This is a messenger RNA of Alternaria arborescens, 1536 nucleotides long. RefSeq lists its product as hypothetical. NCBI's taxonomy places the organism in Eukaryota, Fungi, Ascomycota, Dothideomycetes, Pleosporales, Pleosporaceae. Gene Ontology annotation, molecular function: tRNA (cytidine-N3)-methyltransferase activity. The record is from RefSeq and is a predicted model, not a curated record. The transcript has a single exon. The coding region runs from base 1 to 1536 and encodes 511 amino acids.